CUACCCGUGUCUCCGCUGGGCUAUCUGUGGGUGCAGUUGGCAAGCGAGCUUGCUCUUGCCCGGUUCGGUAAUACAUAGAGAGUUCGCUGUCUCGGUAUCCUUCUGUUCCUUGUGUGAAAAUACCUCCUUUCAUACUCCUACGAAUUCUACCGUUUUGAUAGAGAAAAUACUUGCGUGCCGGGAAGUAAAACAAGCCAUUUGGUGUCAAAAAUCAUUGCUACUGUUGUGAUGGUCGAACACGUCCUGUGGGACUGCAAUGUAUGAUGUGAAUAUGCGUUGCUUGGCAGCUCGAGUUAACUACAAGACCUUGAUUAUCAUCUGUGCUCUGUUUACACUGGUCACUGUUCUUCUGUGGAACAAAUGCUCGAGUGAUAAAGCAAUCCAGUUUCCGAGGCACCUCGGCCACUUGGAGAACUUGGUUGGCAAAGGAGCUUUAGAAAAAAGAGAAAUAGACUCUGAUGAUGACAACUAUCUGGCUAUCCUUUUAAGAGGAGGAAAGCCUCCGGGAAAGCCUCCAGUAAAGCAGCCAUCUGCAGAUGUGUCCCACCAGGAGCAGCAGAGAGCACCUCCUGUAGCCAAUAUUCUAAACAACAAUGCCAAUAAACUAUUGGGUAUUAAAUACGAAGAGAUGGAUUGCUUAAUAAAUGAUGACUAUACAAUAAAAGGCAGGAAAGAAGGCAAUGAAGUUUAUCUUCCCUUCAGCUGGAUUGAGAAAUAUUUUGAAGUUUAUGGAAAGAUUGCCCAAUAUGAUGGUUAUGAUCGGUUUGAGUUUUCCCACAGUUAUUCAAAAGUGUACACUCCAAGGGGUACUUAUCGGCCAGAUGGGGUAUUCAUGUCAUUUGAAGGCUACAAUGUGGAAGUCCGAGACCGUGUGAAGUGCAUCAGUGGUGUUGAAGGUGUUCCUUUGUCCACUCAGUGGGGACCACAAGGAUAUUUCUAUCCUAUUCAGAUAGCACAAUAUGGGCUAAGUCACUACAGUAAAAACCUCACUGAGAAGCCUCCACAUACAGAAGUCUAUGAAGCCACAGACAAAAGAGAUAAAAGCACAAAGCAAAAUGACUGGAUGGUGCCAAAAGGUUGUACUGUUUCUACAGUGUUUGACAAAGCAAGAUCCAGCAAUGUAAAUCAGUUCUCUGCCCCAGAAUCUUCAGAAGGAGUUUCUCUGAUGCUUGGAAAUACAAAAGAUUUCAUUAUUUCAUUUGACAUUAAAUUCUUAACAAAUGGGAGUGUUUCGGUGGUACUGGAGACAACUGAAAAGAACCAACUAUUUACAAUUCACUAUGUCACAAAUACACAACUUAUAGCCUUCAAAGACAGAGAUAUUUACUACGGCAUAGGCCCACGGACUAGCUGGAGUACUGUUACUAGAGAUCUGGUAACUGACCUGAAGAAAGGGGUUGGCUUGUCCAAUACCAAGGCUGUAAAGCAGACUAAAAUAAUGCCCAAGAAAGUCAUCAAGCUGGUUGCCAAGGGAAAAGGCUUCAUUGAUAACAUCACAAUAGCAACUACAGCACACAUGCCAGCCUUCUUUGCUGCCAGUGACUGGCUGGUAAGAAAUCAGGAUGAGCAAGGUGGCUGGCCAAUUAUGGUGACACGCAAACUAGGUGAGGGUUUUAAGUCUUUGGAGCCUGGCUGGUAUUCGGCCAUGGCACAAGGUCAAGCCAUGUCUACGCUGGUAAGGGCCUAUUUGCUUACAAAGGAACAGGUGUAUCUCAAUUCAGCCUUACGGGCAGUCAUGCCCUUUACUCUCAAAUCAGAGGAUCACGGGGUUAAAGCUGUGUUUAUGAAUAAAUACGACUGGUAUGAAGAAUACCCAACUUCUCCCAAUUCUUUUGUUCUGAAUGGCUUCAUAUACUCUCUACUAGGUCUGUAUGAUCUGAAAGAAACUGCAGGUGAGAAACUAGGACAAGAAGCUAAGAAACUCUAUGAUCAAGGCAUGGAAUCGUUGAAAGCCAUGCUUCCAUUGUUUGACACUGGCUCAGGUACAAUCUAUGAUCUCCGCCAUUUUAUGCUUGGUACAGCUCCAAACUUGGCACGCUGGGACUAUCACACCACCCACAUCAACCAGCUGCAACUGCUGAGCACAGUCGACGAUGCACCUAUCUUUAAGGAAUUUAUUAAAAGAUGGAAGUCCUAUUUAAAAGGAGGGAGGGCUAAGCACAACUAGAGCUGAAAGCCAAAUUAUAAUCUUGUCAAUCAAUCAUUAUAAUAUGAGGUUCUUUAAUUGAUACAUUUUUCUAAGCAUACAAAUAGUACAUUUUGAGUCCCUGCUGCCCUCUACAAUGGCACACUUGUAAGAGUGUAACACUCUAAUUAUUUAAGAAAUCAAAUGGUUGUGAAGCAAUAUGUCUGAGUAAGCAUUGUUUUGGUUGUCCUUGCUUUUCUGUUUGGGGAACACCUGUCAUUUAACUGAAUUUUCAAUUCCACAUGCUGAUUCAUUUCAUGGCCACUUUCAAGCUGUUUCUGACAAUACAAUCAUGUGAAUGGCACUCUGUUUUUGGCUAUGCUCGUUCAUUUCUCUCCAUUGUUAUUUUUUUUUUCUACUGACAUGAUUUUGUUUUUGCAACCACUUGAUUAUAUUAAAUGAUGUUCCUUUUCAAUAGGAGAAUAAAUGAUUUUAUUCUUUCUUUAAAAGGAAUGUCAGCACCUAUUUGGUGUUCCUGGUGUGGCAGCAGUCCCAACAUCUGCAUUCAGCAAUCCUGUAUCUUAUCCAUUUCCAGUCUCCAAUCUCCCGACUCAUUUCCUGAUUUCUCUGCAUAAUGAAAUGUUGAAAGUGGUGAUUAACCCCUAAGGUGGUUUUAUAGGCAUGUUGUUUUAUCUUCUGUUUGGGGAUGAGGCUGUUCUUUCAUAAAUUAGGAAGUAGCAUGGAUUUUAAAAUCCAUUCAUGUGUUCACCUGUAACUAGCAUAGAAUAUUUUUCCACUGUUUUUUUAAAAGUUGAAGCUUAUUGCUCAUUUAGCUUUUGAUGCACAUGGCGAAGCACAACAGAAUAAAAAUUGAUUAAAGUGUAACUGCACAAAUAGAGUAAUAUAUGUAUAGUGGAUUCUGUAAAACAGUGCAAGGGAUGGGUUUGGUUUCCAAUGGAAUCGGACUGUUCCAGAUGGUGCCAAUUUCACCAUUUUGCCUUGUCACAAUCUUUAUCGCACCCCUUUCAUUCAUGAUUUAAUUCGUUUUCCAUUUGUGGCUGAUUUUGUGUGUGGCACAUAGUAUCCAAGGAUGAGGAUACAGCAUAGUAAUAAUGACCUAAUUUUGCUUGUAUUUGGCUUUUUAAAAAAAUUUUAUUUGAUGGCAAUUGUUCUUGUAAUUCAAGCAUUGCUUCCUUUCCACCUUUCUACGUCAGUUGUAAAUAUGGGAAUCUUGUUUAUCAGUGUGUUGAUUUAAGGAGUAGAAACUAGUUUGCUUGUGUAAUUCACUUGGUUUAUGAAAAAAAAGCACCUGAGUUAUCAGCCUAAGGAGGCUUGAUAUUGACACUACAUAUGUCCCUUUCAUUUGUUUUGUGAAUGAUUAUGGGGCUAUAGUGCAAUUUUCAUAGGUGCUGACUGAUCUGUCUUUUGUAUAUCUAAUUUAUUAUGGUUGUAUUUCAGAUUUGCAUAAUUGUUCUAUUUUGAUUUUCAUUUCAAAUCCUGAACUGAUUGACUAUCACACAAUUUGGGAUGGAAGGGGUGAUUUAAGCUAUAUUGUUACUGUAUUUUAAAGUGUACACAUUAAACAAUAAAAUCACCAGCCCAGAAAUGGAUUUGAAUGCUGAAAUCAUUUGAACAAUAUUUUCGGAAUGACUUUGGUUGCCAGUGUAUCCUCAGUCCAAAACUUUGAACCAUAUUAACCAUAUUUUGAUGUUUGUCAUCCUUCUCAAAUUGGUUCAAAAUAGUUACUGGUGAGGGAGAAGAUUCAUCUAAGAUAUUUACAACACUGAUUGUAAAUAUGUUGUUUGAUAACCUUUUAAAUCUAAUUUUUCAAUAUUGGUUUUCCUUAUAUGGGACCAAAUUGAAGUUUAAUAUUGAGCAUUGGUGUAUAGAAUAAUUGCUAAAGUGUUGACAAGGCCACUUAAUCCAUCAUUGUGGUGAUUCACAUGCUUAAACUCUCCUAAAAUUUUAUUCAUUCUAUUUUUCCUUAACUACAAGGGAACAAACAUUGUAAAUUCUGAUAUUUCUAUUCCUAAGUAAUUAUAUUCUUAGUGGCCACUUUAUUAGUUACAGAGUGGAACCCAGUGUGGACUUCUGCUGUUGUAGCCCAUCCACUUCAAGGUUUGAUGUGAUGUGCCUUUAGGGAUGCUCCUCUGCACACCACUGUUAUAAAGCAUAGUUAUUUGAGUUGCUGUCACUUUCUUGUGAGCUUGAACCAGUCUAGCUAUUCUCUUCUUAACCUCUCUCAUUUUCACCACACAGAUCUGCAACUCACUGGAUGUUUUUUUUUGUUUUUCACACGAUUCUCUGUAAAUGAAUGUGCAUGAAUAUCCCAAGGGAUACUCAAACCACCCCAUCUGGCACUGACAAUCAUUCCACAGUCAAAGUCACUUAGAUUACUUUCUUCCCCAUUCUGAUGUUUGGUUUGAACCACAGCUGAACCUCUUAACCGUGGUUGCAUGCUUUCAUACAUUAAGUUGCUGCCACAUGAUUAGCUAAUGAGAUAUUUUCAUAAACAUAUAAGUGUACAUUCAUACCUAAUAAAGUAGCCGCUGAGUAUAGUUCGUCCAACUUUGUGAAUCAGCGUUCAAAAGUCUGCUUGGUUAAUGAUGAAGCUAUGAGAAAGUUAAACUACUUUUCCACCCCCUUCCCUCUUUUUGUCUGUGUCUGUUUUUCUAACUUAGUGCUAAGUAUGGAGUGGUUAAAAAGACCAGAACUGUUGCUAGUAAGGUCUGUCUGUAAUAUUCACUGCUUGCUUCCAAUUAGUUAGAAGGGAAAACAUACUAAAGAUUAUUUAUUUACAGAUUAUAGUUGAUAGCACAUUGUCCAAUGGUGUGUUUGAUUUUUAAAAUCUCAGAUACUGAUAGCUACUUGAUCUGAUACAUGGCAUAUAGAGGAAAGGUGUUCAUUUUGGGAAGAAAUGGGGAGGUAUUUCCAAUGUAUUCAUUAUCCAGCUUUUUCUGUUGCUGGAAGGUUUUUUUAUAUGCAAUUUUUAUUUUAUAUUUCCCUCUACUUCUGCAACUGCCCCACCCAAAAAAUAUGGUUAUUUUCUUUGCAAAGCAUUUGCUAGUGGUUUAACGAUUUUAUAUCAAUGUAUUACUCUGUUUUCUUCAUAAUUGUGGGAUUUUGUAUUAGAGCUUAAAAUCAUCUUCUCUUCAGAUUUUGUGUUGUGAAUACCAAAGCAUUAAAAAAAAUCCUUACACACUUGAGCAGGUUUUCUUUUAACUGGUGAUAUUACACAUUUAGUCUGGUCAUUGGAUGCAUUAGAAUGUAAAUUGCAGGUGGGUAUAUGCAAAUUGAUGUCACAUGAGUGAGUAAUAACUUUGUGCGAUGUACCCUGUCUGGACUAUGCGCAAGACUUUCACUGAAAGCUGCUAUUUUCAUUCACACUGUGUAUUUUUGAUCAUUUUAACUUGUAUUUUUACAUGUGGAUCUGAACCAUAUGUUGGAUAUGCAAUAACUUGUUUACGAAACACUGUUGCCUGUUGACAGGGUGAGGACAGUGUAAAGCUGUACCAAUUUGCAUUUGUUAAGCACAAUGUGCACACUGUAGUACAGCAUUGCUAUUUUGUACACGGCAAAAAUUCAUAAUUUUUCAAAUAAAGUGACUAUAUACUACAUUUAUAUAAAAAUAUUGAUUGGAUCAAUCUUUGCUGUGCUGAGUAUCUUUGCUUAUUGGAAUUGUACAAUAAAGCAUUUUCU
Messenger RNA from Hypanus sabinus (Atlantic stingray), 5824 nucleotides. RefSeq names its product D-glucuronyl C5-epimerase-like. Gene Ontology annotation, cellular component: Golgi apparatus. The record is from RefSeq and is a predicted model, not a curated record. NCBI's taxonomy places the organism in Eukaryota, Metazoa, Chordata, Chondrichthyes, Myliobatiformes, Dasyatidae. Gene Ontology annotation, molecular function: heparosan-N-sulfate-glucuronate 5-epimerase activity. Gene Ontology annotation, biological process: heparan sulfate proteoglycan biosynthetic process.